Molecule: messenger RNA, 1591 nt
Organism: Cheilinus undulatus (humphead wrasse)
Lineage: Eukaryota; Metazoa; Chordata; Actinopteri; Labriformes; Labridae
Gene: prelid1a
Product: PRELI domain containing 1a
Exons: 6
Coding region: 114-791 (225 amino acids)
Biological process (GO): phospholipid transport
Cellular component (GO): mitochondrial intermembrane space
Molecular function (GO): phosphatidic acid transfer activity
Source: RefSeq, a predicted model, not a curated record
GUCAAUGUUUGACCUUCUCGCCAGUCCGAGUCACGUUUGACAUGACAUGUCUGUGGCUGCAUGGCUGAACUUCAUCCCGUCAGUAGAUUAAGAUGCAAAAAAUUAUUCCGUGAAUGUUGUCGCCAUACAGGAUAUCUGCAGAACAAAAGCACAGAACUAUGGUGAAGUAUUACUGCUGCGCAGGUUUGCUCAAAAGCACCUGGGACCAAGUUUGUGUUGCUUUUUGGCAACGAUACCCCAACCCUUACAGUAACCAUGUUUUGACGGAGGACAUCAUUUUCCGGGAGAUAACUCCAGCCAACUGCCUCAUUUCCAGACGUCUUUUGACCAAAACUAGCCGAGCGCCUCGAUGGAUGGAGCGGUACCUUCCAAAGCACAUGGCCAGCUCGGCGUACAUCAUUGAGGACUCCAUUGUGGACCCUCAGAAAAGGACCAUGACCACACUGACGUGGAACAUCAGCCAUGCACGCCUCAUGUCUGUGGAGGAGCGGUGCGAGUACCGAAUUAACCCUGAGAAUGGCAGCUGGACGGAGAUAAAAAGAGAAGCUUGGAUCUCUUCCAAUGUGUACGGACUCUCUAGAGCUAUUCAGGAAUUUGGCCUUGCAAGAUUCAAGACCAGUGUUACAAAGACCAUGAAAGGCUUUGACUAUGUGCUGGCAAAAAUGCAAGGCGAGACUCCAUCGAGAACUCUAGCAGAAACUGCUACAGAACGAGCAAGAGAGACGGCACUGGCAGCUAAAGAGAAAGCCAAAGAUCUUGCCUCGCACGCCCAGAAGAAACAAUAUGUGUGAUGAUAAAUAUGCAUUAAUGAUCAGUCAUCUUUAACUGAUAGUGGGACAGAUUUCUCUUUACCCCCUGACUGUUGGGGCUGAGACAAACUGGUCUCAGUGAUGGGUAGACACCUCUAUGAGGAAGCUUCCAACUUAAAUGGUGGGUGGACCAUUAAGGCUUGAGCUGGUCUAAGAGCCUCUUUCAGCCUCCUUGUUUGCCUCAUGUUGAAUUUGUUUUACCUUUGAUAGCAGAUCAUCUCAGUGUUUACCAGAGAUAGAGAGCAAGAAAGCAGUGGUUGAAUAUGGCUCCAGGUGCCAUAAAAUGAUCAUAGCACUUUGCCAAGCUCGAUAUUUUUCCUCAGACCUUUGCUCAACCUCUGUGCCCAUCAGCGUUUCUUUUUACUCUGUUCCUUUGAGUAGGUCAUGUUGUUUUGUAAUAGCUUUGUAUUAUGAUCAGCAUCUGACUCCAGAAGCCAAAAUUAGCAGACCACAGAACAUGUGUUUAAUGCUAAUUAAUGUGUAUAAUUUCCUCUGUUGUAUGUUUCGCCGCUGUUAUGAUCAGUUCACCCAGCCACACCUUAAUCGUCCUAUCAAGACUGAUUGCUUCAAGUUGAAGUGUAUUGACUGAAGAAGGUUCUGUAUUGUGGGCAGUUGUACCUAUAUAAUAGAGAAAAAUUAAAUUAGCACUCAUGAAUAUGUUAAGAUCUGGUUACGAUGAAUAAAUUGUCUCCCUACACAUACAAUGACACCUUUCAUCCAACAAAAAAUAUGCUCUUACAAAUAAAUGUAUGCUUGUCAAUAAACGGGCUGUUUCUUUCUAA